UUUUUCAAAAUUCUUUCUCUUUUUUUUCUAUAAUAUAUUCAAAGUGGUGGAUUAUUAAAGGAAACUGGCGACGUGAUAGAAGUUUAUUUCUUGGCCGGAUUCUAGUAUUACGGUACAUGCUACUGUAAGGACUUGGCACGACACAGGACAAUCCGAAAAUGCAGCAGCCAUCAGUAAUGGAAGAGGGACCGGCCUAUGAGCCUCCAACUUACGACGAGACUUUUCCACUCCUUCCGGAAUCAACAGGAUCGACCACCAGCAGUCCAAAUCCCCCGCUUCAAGGCAAUAAUCGAAUGCGCGUCGGGUGUUCCGUUGUUACUCACGUUUUUCGUGUACCAGUUGAGGAGAGGAAAUUCGAUCACAGCGAUAAAUUUGGUGAAGGCGAAUCAAUUCGCACUUGCCAAUUAAUCACCAAGGAAUCGGGUGCACACAUUGAAAUUGCAUCGUCAAAGGAUCAGUCAUUAACUUUCCUUGUCACUGGAAAAGAAUCGCAGGUCCUUGAAGCGAAACGUCGAAUUUUAACCAAUUUCCAAACUCAAUCAACGAAACAAAUUAAUAUUCCUAAGGAACAUCACAGAUGGAUUCUUGGAAAGCAAAGACAGAGACUAAAGGAAUUGGAGAAAGUUACGUCGACGAAAAUUAUGGUGCCUGCAUUUCAGGAACAAUCCGAUAUUGUAACCAUCACGGGGACAAAAGAGGGAAUUGAAAAAGCCGAACAUGAUAUUCGUGUUAUUUCUGACGAACAGUCGAGGAAAGCUUUCGUGAGGGUAUCAGUGCCAAAAAUGUAUCAUCCCUUUGUUGUGGGUGCUCACAAUGAGAACCUGACGAAGCUCAUCGCCGAGACUGGAGCCCUUAUUAACGUUCCACCUCUAUCGGUUCAAAAGGAUGAAAUUACAAUUGCAGGCGAGACUGAAGGUGUUGCUCUUGCUAAGGAGCGAAUUGAGGCCAUUCAUGCUGACAUGGAGAAGCGAUGCGCAACAGUUUCCGUGGAAGUUCCCAAGUCUCAGCACAAAUAUGUUCUUGGUCCCAAGGGCAGUACUAUUAAUGAAAUUCUCCAAUUAACUGGAGUUAGUGUAGAAAUACCAGCUGCCGAUUCCUCAGUGGGAACAAUUACUCUUCGAGGUCCUCAUGAUAAACUUGGAAUUGCCUUGAGUAAGGUUUACGAAAAGGCGAAUAGCAUGUGUAAUGAUGGAGUUGAUGCGCCGGCAUGGAUUCACAAAUAUAUUAUUGGUCCAAAAGGAGCGAAUAUCAAAAAAAUAACUCAGGACAUGGGCAAGGUGAAUGUUGAAUUUAACGAUAAGGAAAAUCGCAUUAAAAUUGAAGGCCCACCAGAGGAGGUUGAGAGGGUGAAAAAAACUAUUCAAUCAAUGGUUGAAGAUUUUGUUGCCAAAUUAACAUUCACCGAACUCAAUAUACAUCCAAAAUAUUACAAGCAUAUCAUUGGAAAAAAUGGUGCAAAUGUAAACCGCUUGAAGACUGAAAUGGGAGUUGUUAUCACAAUUUCCGAGAAUUGCGGUGUCAAUUUGAUACGAAUUGAGGGCAAUCAUACUGGAGUUAAAGAAGCCGAAAAGGAAUUGUUGGAAAUGGUGGAAAAAUUGGAGAACGAAGUCGAGAAGGACGUUGCAAUUGAGCCGCGUUUCUAUCGUAAAAUUAUUGGUUCUAAAGGCGAUAAUAUUAAAGAAAUUCGUGAUAAAUUCAAUCAAGUGCAAAUCAUUAUUCCAGCUCAAGGAGACAAAGCAGGUGCAGUGAAAAUUCGCGGUCCUAAACAAGACGUUGAAAAGUGUCAUAAAUAUUUAAUGAAACUGGUGAAGGAAAUGCGUGAAAGUAGCUACGUUCUAGAGGUGCCGAUUUUCAAGCAAUUCCAUAAAUUCAUCAUUGGCAAAGGUGGCGUCAAUAUUCGCAAGAUUCGCGAGGAGACGCAAACGAAAAUCGAUUUGCCAGCCGAAGGUGAGAAAAGUGAUGUAAUAACAAUUACUGGCAAAAAGGAAAAUGUCGAAGAGGCUAGGGAUAAAAUUCAAAAAAUCCAAAAUGAAAUGACUGCCACUGUUACUGAUGAAAUAGCAAUACCUCCGAAAUUUUAUAAUACGCUUAUUGGUACCGGUGGUAAAUUGAUUCAAUCCAUAAUGGAAGACUGCGGAGGUGUCACUAUUAAAUUCCCAUCUUCGGAUAGUAAGAGCGAUAAGGUUAGCAUUAGAGGACCAAAAGAAGACGUCGAGAAAGCAAAGCAACAACUAUUAGAGUUGACUAAUGAAAAAUUACUCUCGAGUUACACUGUAGAAAUACGCGCCAAGGCUCAACACCAUAAAUUUAUUAUAGGAAAAAACGGUGCUAAUAUCAAAAGGAUUCGUGAAUCCACAGGAGUUCGAAUUAUCUUCCCGACUGAUAAAGAUGAAGAUAAGGAAUUAAUUACUAUUAUGGGUAAAAAAGAAGCGGUGGAAAAGGCCAAAGCCGAAUUGGAGGCAUGCAUCAGUGAAAUAGACAACAUAAUCGAGGGUGAAAUUUUGAUUGACUUGAAGCAUCAUCGACAUUUCGUUGCCAGGAGAGGUGGAGUUUUGCAUAAAAUUGCUGAUGAAUGUGGAGGUGUGCAAAUCUCUUUUCCAAGGCCCGGUGUCGAGAGUAAUCGUGUCACUCUCAAGGGUUCUCACGAAUGCAUAGAAGCUGCCAAACAACGUAUGCGUGAAAUUGUGCAAAACUUGGAAUCAAUGAUCACAAUUGAAUGCAUUAUCCCGAGAAAAUAUCAUCGAACUGUUAUGGGUGCUAAAGGUUGUAAAAUACAAAGCGUUACUGCUGAAUUUGAUGUCCAAAUUAAAAUUCCCGAUCGUGAUACUUAUGUAGACGAGAAACCAGUGGACCAAGUAAACGGCGAGAAUGGAGAUGAAGCUCCAGCCGUUUCACCGGGCGACAUUAUUCGCAUCACCGGCUUGCCAGAAAAUGCGGCUAAUGCCAAACAGGCUCUUCUCGAUCUCGUACCAACAACAAUUGAAGUGGAGGUUCCAUUUGAUUUCCAUCGUUCGAUUAUUGGACAGAAAGGAAAGGAUGUUCGGGAAUUAAUGGAAACUUAUGAUGUUCACAUUAAACUUUCCCCAGCUGAAGAAAGACUCGACUAUAUUGAGAUCUGCGGUACUCCAGCCAAUGUUGAGAGUGCAAAACAAGCAAUUUUGGAGAAAUGCGAAAUUCUCAAAGCCGAGAAAGAGGAUAAAAUAUUAAAGUCUUUCGAAUUGAAGAUUGAAGUUGAUCCCGAAUAUCAUCCGAAAAUUAUUGGCCGAAAGGGAGCGGUAAUUACGAAAAUUCGUACAGAUCACGAUGUGCAAAUUAAUUUCCGUCGCAAGGGUGAGCCUGAUGAGAGAUUUAUCACUAUCACAGGUUAUGAGGCAAACACUCAUGACGCUAGAGAUGAUAUUCUCAAGAUUGUUAACGAGCUGGACGGAUUGAUGAAGGAAGAAAUUCGCAUUAGUUCGGCAGUGCAUUCAAGGCUAAUUGGAUCAAAGGGACGUAAUAUACGGAAAAUAAUGGACGACUAUAAGGUCGAUAUUAAAAUUCCCCGUAAAACUGAUCCCGAUCCAGAAAUGGUCACGAUCAUUGGCAAUGAGGAAAAUGUUCUUGACGCUAAGGACUAUCUUCUCAAAUUGGAGGAGGAAUAUAUGCAAGAAGUGUCGCACACCUAUGAAUACACAAAUAGUCUACGAGCACCUCAACGCGACGAGGGCAGUGGAAGUGAGAAUGAUUCUGGAUUUAUCGUGAAAGGCGGUCCAUGGGAGCAACAACAACAACAAAGUGCUCCAAAUACAGCGAGUGUCGAGGAAUUUCCACAAUUUGGUGGUUUCACUCAUGUUCCAGCGUCAGUUCCCGACGGUGCAUGGGGAAAACGUUAAAAAAAACAAAAAUAAUCUCCUAAAAGAAAACAAAAAUCAACAUUUAAAAAAUUUUUUUUGCAAUAUUUUCUUCAAGGCAAAAAAAAUUUUUCACUAAAAACAAAACUUUCCUCUAACAAAGAAACUAAGAAAAAGAGAGAAAAUUAAGGAUCAUCAAAUUUUUUUUGCAAUAUGAUGAUAAUGAUAAUGAUGAAAAGAAAAUGUACUCCAGCAAAAAAAAAUAUUUUGCUGAGUUAUAUUUAAAAAAAAAAAAAAACCCCUCCUCCAUUACUGAAAGCUGCUGCAAUACGACUUGGCCAAUUCUCUCGGACUUUGACAAUGGUUUUGCUAAUAAAUAAAUAAAUAAAUAAAAAAAAGGGAAAAACAACAUAACAGAAGAAGUUGAAUGAAGACGACGAUUGUUUAUAUUUACAGUUUAAUAUCAAUGUACCCCAAUAUCUGGAUCUAAAACAACAAUAACAACAACAACAAAAAAAGGGUCUUAGGUUCAGAUAUGUGCUGUACUUAAAAAAGACUGUGGCUUCAUAUAUAGGAAUAUUUUUAAUUAAUUUUACACGCUCUUUAAAUUCAAAUUAUGAAAAAAAAAGAAUUGAGUCGUGAACAAAGCUGAAUAUUUUAUCAAUUAUUUUAUGGAUGAUAAUUAUUAUUAUUAUAAUAUAAUAAUUAGCCCGGCAUAAUAUUUCACCUCCUUUUUACAUAUUAUAAAUAUAUAUUUUUCUGUCAGUGUCAUUUUUUUUCAAUUUUUUUUUUGCUCGUUUCAAUGUUUUUUAAUUUUUUUUUCUUUUUUUGUUAAUUUAUUUAUAUUUUUGUACAUAAAUUGCAUUUUUUUUGUUGUUGUUGAAAUAUGAGAGCGACCCGGUGUCGUUCAAUAAAAAAAAAUGAUGAAUCAAAGGAGGAAAACAUUUUUUUUUCGAGAAAGAGAGGGUGGAGGGGGAAAAAUGCACUUUCCUUUUUUUCCCCAAUUUAAAAUCAAUUUGACUUAAAAAGUCCUAAUUUCGAUGAUUUUUAACCGCAAUUUUAAGAUUUUUCAAAAAUUUCAAACUAUGGACCCUAUUUUUUAAUUCUUUUUUUUUGUUGAAUAAAAUUAAAUUAAAUUCGAUAAAAAAAAAUAUUUUUUAAUUUUUUUCGAUCAAAAUUCCACUCUCCCUGUUCUUCUUCCCCCUUCAUCACUUUCCACUUUUUUUUUCCUAAUCUGUUAAUAAAUUUCAUAUUUAUAAGUGUAGCAAUUUUUUUUUUCGUCGAUUUUUCUUUUACUUUCUAAUCGUUGAAAUAAAAUCGGCGAAAUAGUUAAAAAAAAACGAAAUGAAUAAAAUAACUUGUCCCCCCCUCCCAAAAACCCUACAA
Leptopilina heterotoma is the source of this 5216-nucleotide messenger RNA. RefSeq names its product vigilin (gene Dp1). Bases 159 to 3872 code for a protein of 1237 amino acids. NCBI's taxonomy places the organism in Eukaryota, Metazoa, Arthropoda, Insecta, Hymenoptera, Figitidae. The transcript has 23 exons. Gene Ontology annotation, molecular function: mRNA binding. Gene Ontology annotation, cellular component: nucleus; cytoplasm. The record is from RefSeq and is a predicted model, not a curated record.